Molecule: messenger RNA, 1244 nt
Organism: Vitis riparia (riverbank grape)
Lineage: Eukaryota; Viridiplantae; Streptophyta; Magnoliopsida; Vitales; Vitaceae
Product: 50S ribosomal protein L25
Exons: 3
Coding region: 92-868 (258 amino acids)
Biological process (GO): translation
Cellular component (GO): cytosolic large ribosomal subunit; ribosome
Molecular function (GO): structural constituent of ribosome; 5S rRNA binding
Source: RefSeq, a predicted model, not a curated record
UGUCGAGUCCGAGUUACACUCGUUUCACCUCAGAAACCCUCCUUAAGCCCCUUUUGCUCUCCCUCACUCCCCGAAUCAGAGUUUUUGCCAGAUGUUGAUCCACCGCCAUCGCCAAAUCCUUACGAACGCCCUUCACCUCCGCCACUUCUCCCAAUCUGCUGCCGCCGCGGUUCUCCAGGACCCCCUCGAACCACCACCGCUUACGUACCUGGAAGGCUUCCCUAGACCCGAUCCCAAAUUCGCGGAAAUCAUACGCGCCAUCCCUCGCACCAUCUCCGGCAAGAACAUCUCUGCCAAGGAGCGGAAAGUCGGCCGCGUCCCCAGCAUUGUGUUCGAGCAAGAAGACGGUCAACACGGCGGCAACAAGCGACUCAUUUCUGUGAAGACCAACCAGAUUCGGAAGCUCGUCAACCACCUGGGCCGGUCUUUCUUUUUGUCGCGUUUGUUUGAUCUCGAAGUCGGACCCGAUUUUGAGUCCAAUGAGGUCAUCGAGAAAGUUCGGGUUUUGCCGCGAAAGCUUCAUCUGCAUGCAGGCACGGAUGCAGUGCUUAAUGUGACCUUUAUAAGGGCCCCUUCUCACGCAUUAUUGAAGGUUGAUGUUCCUCUUGUUUUUAGGGGAGAAGAUGUGUCUCCUGGAUUGAAAAAAGGGGCAUAUUUGAAUACCAUAAAAAGGACUGUUAAGUACCUUUGUCCAGCAGAUAUCAUCCCUCCAUAUAUUGAUGUAGAUCUAAGCGAGUUGGAUGCGGGGCAGAAGAUAGUUAUGGGGGACCUCAAAGUUCAUCCAGCUUUGAAGCUUCUUCGGUCAAAAGAUGAACCAGUUUGUAAGAUUAUGGGAACAAGGGUUUCUGACCAAAGGAAAUCUAAAUAAGCACUUAUGCCCAGAUUUUGUUGAGCAAUUCUUAACAAAAGGCCACUUGAUUGAUGCAUCAUUGAGCUAAAGUAUAUUCUUUUGAGUUAGUAAGUUAAUUUCUUGAUUUAGAAAUUACCCAUUGAUAGGAUCAUGGAAUGGUAAUGUGGUCUAUGGUGUUUUCCUUCUUUUUUUUUUGUUUCUAUUUUCGGGGAUAGUGGUGAGGUUGCAGCAGAGAGCAAGGGAUGCCAUUUGAGCUGUUUCCAAUGAUCAGGGGUAGUGACCCUGAAAGAGUCAUAUGUUCUUCAAUGUAGACUCUUGCAUGUGUUUUAUGUAGCCUUGAUUAUGUGCUCUCAAUCAUCUAAUGAAUAAUACCUUAUUUCUUCUUUCAUGAUCA